CAAAUCGAAUAUUCGAAUUUUGGGGGUUCUUUCUUCUUCUUAUUCUUCUUCUUCCGACCCUACAAUCCGUGAUCUUACGUAUCCAGAAAUUUGAAACCUUUAAUCCUAAAUCGUUCUGUAAGUUACGCAGAGCAAAACGAUUACUUCCUUCUCAUUUCAUUUUUUCUUAUUAAUUUUCGAGUUUUCAUCGGAAUUUUUGUUUAUCCUUCAGUUUAAUAACGAUUUCUUCAUCUUCGACGGGUUGUUUGUAAAUUUCACUAGGAAUUACUUGUCAUCCUGCAGGAGCUUUGAGUUUAAUAUCAUCAUCAUCAUGAAGUUCUUAGAAUACACUCCUCUUGACCGAAUAAAUGAUUUCUUGAGUAAUUUAAACCUUGGGGAACGUCAAAUCAAAGGAACCCUUGAAGCCUACUCCUGUAAACACACUGGAACAGACAAAAGACUAUCUCUCAGUUUGGAAAAUGAGAUCUUGGAUUAUCUUGGGAAAUCUUCAGACACUGAUUCCUCUUCACCAGCUGAUUUCCUGUUGAGCAGAUCAAGCCGAAAAACGGUGAUCUACUUGGUGCUUACCCUCUAUCACAUGUAUCCAGAUUAUGACUUCAGUGCAGUAAAAGCACACCAGUUCUUCACAGAGGAAAGCUGGGAUACUUUUAAGCAGAUCUUUGACACCUACAUGAUUGAAGCAUCAAAGGAGUGGGUUGAGACAUAUGGGGACAGUUCCCUCCUAGAAACUGUAUACAAGGCACUAGAUGAGGUUGUGAAACUAUCUGAUUGUGAAAUUUACAGUUACAAUCCAGAUUCUGAUGCAGACCCCUUUCUGGAGAAAGGAGCAAUAUGGUCAUUCAUCUUCUUCUUCUAUAAUAGAAAACAGAAGCGUGUAGUUAGUUUCCAUUUCUGCUGCUUAAGUAACUUGGUGGUGGAUGGAUUUCCCAUGGACAGCUUGUGUUAUGAGGAGGACGGGGAAAUAUUUGAUGACAUGGACAUGUAAUCACUAACAUCCAUGUUCGGCCUGUAUAUUUGCAUGUCAAGACCCUUUGACAUCUCUCUGUAUCUGAACCAUAUGUUGUUGCAGCAUUGCUUCCUCCAUAUUCACAUAGGCCGAGUAGGUUUAGCUUGUCCAUCUCCAUCAUCAUGUAUGCAUAUAGUUGUUUCACAUGUAGUUGCUGUUGUUACCGUCUGUAAAAAAAAAAAAAAAGGCAUGUACAAGUUCUAAUUUAGGGACAGUUUAAGUCGAUCAAUAACAUUCCAGAUUCGGCAGUCAAAAUUCAA
Messenger RNA from Rubroshorea leprosula, 1266 nucleotides. The record is from the annotation of a GenBank genome assembly. NCBI's taxonomy places the organism in Eukaryota, Viridiplantae, Streptophyta, Magnoliopsida, Malvales, Dipterocarpaceae.